GCUUGGCCCUCUAGCCCUCACUGUCACUGUCACUGUCACUGUCACUCAGCUCUGAGCUGACACUACAGCAGCACGCGUGGAGACGGUCGAGAUCCGCGUAGAGUGCGUGGUAGGCCAGCAACGAAAUCCGGAAGUUGACUCCUUUUGCGUGAUACCGCAGCAAAUCGAAUCCCGCCGGCCCCCCCCCACGUUACCGACUGUCUCCCGGAGUGUCUCGAGCCAAGCGUUGGAGAGCCCAUCCUUGAUGCGAGGGCCCAACCGAUCCUCGGCCUUUCCAAAUGGCCUCACGUCUGGGACCUCAACCCUCGCUGGCGACAUCUCGAUCGUCGCCACAGGAUGGUACAUUUCCACCCCUGACGCGCGCAAACACCCUACCUGAUCUCAACGCCAGCAACUCACCCCGGACAUCGCGCUCCCAUCUGGCACCGGAAGAUGCCUUCUUCGCGACUUCUCCGCCUCGACAAGUGAAUGGUUACGACAAUAAUCUGCGGUACGACUCGGGCGCAGAAUCCCGCAAACGACUGCGAUCGAAGCUCGGUAGCCGUAGCAGGAGUAGACACCGCCGGAGGAGGCGUACUUGGAAGAAGAUCUUGUGGGUGAAGCAGUCCUUCCCGGACAACUAUACCGAUGCGACUACCUUCUUGGACAGUCUGCAAAGAAACCCACGCCUGCAGCCCUACGAGUUCUGGCCGCUUGUUGCAGACACCACUGUCAUUGUCCAGCAAGUUUGUUCCGUCACCAUAUUCGUUGUCUGCUUCGUGGGCAUCUUCACGGAGAGGGUAUCGCCUGUAACCAUAGUGGGAUGGAGCAGCUUCGCAACCUUUCUUGGCUGGCUAGUCUGGGACUGGUGGAUAGGCCAGGAGGGCGAAGACGAAGUCUUGCAGCGCCAGAACAGUCUGCGCAGUCGCGGUGCCCGACACCAAGCCAGACAGGAAAAUAGCAGGUCGUCGACGGCCGCGCCUACACCCUCCGUCACCGCUGCGAGCUCCAUGGUCAAUCUAAGCACAACAGAGAGAUCUCAAUCACAGAGCAAUCUCACCACACUGCGGCAGCCUGCUGGCGGGUCGGCGAUAUCAUUGCAUUCGAGCGUAUCGCACAGUAGCAAUCAGGGGCGCACAAUCGAUCUGCAGGAUGGGCUCAAACACCGCCCCUCGUCUCCGCUACGGAGUGGGCGGCUCAGUCUGCGGCUGAGCACCAUCAAAUCCGCCAUCCUUAUUUACUUCACCAUCUUGGGGCUUUCGCCCAUACUCAAAUCCCUGACGAGAUCAACCUCACCUGACAGUAUCUGGGCCAUGUCAUUCUGGUUGUUGACUGUCAAUAUAUUCUUCUACGACUACUCGGGCGGCGUCGCCGUUAAAUUCCCGGCAUCCUUGUCCACCAAUGCCGCACUGAUGGCCUCGACAGUGCUCGCGUCCCGCCUUCCUUCUACGGGCCAAGUAUUUAGCCUAACGUUGUUCAGUAUCGAGGUGUUUGGAUUGUUCCCGGUAUUUCGAAGGUACGCACGGCACCGAAGCUGGCAAUAUCACGUCAUGCUGUCUGUGUUGCUGAUAAUCGGGGCCGGAGGUGGGGUCGGUCUAGUCCUGAGCGAUAAGAACGACCCCGGGUUCCCAUGGAAGAAUGGACUCAUAGGUGUUACGGUCGGUGUGUUCAUCGCCGUAUUUGCCAUGGGUGCUUCCAGUUGGUGGUUGAUUGGGUUGCAAAAGUACAAGAACGCCAUGAAUGGACCAUGGGACCAAGCUAGACCCAUCAUCAUAAGCCGUCGGGCUUGGGAUGACGAUUAAGUAGAGUAUGACCACAAUGACCAUGGCAGUAUUAAUCAUGUUGACUGUUCUCGAAUUUCUUUCUUUCAUUGGCCCGGCAAUGAUCCGCUGUCGAAGUCUCGACAUCUUAAUGCAGUACUUUUGUCAUGUUCUGGUCUGAUAGCGCACAAAUGCAGAAAUGGCUGACAGUCAACACAACGUUAUUUGAGGACGACGUACACAUAAUGGUUUGGGCGAGAUAUAACAGUACACUCAUAAAUGGUGAAUAUGUGGUGAACAACAAUCUGUCGCCGACUGGCCAACUACAAUCUAGUUCUCGCAAACGAAACAUAC
Molecule: messenger RNA, 2093 nt
Organism: Truncatella angustata
Lineage: Eukaryota; Fungi; Ascomycota; Sordariomycetes; Amphisphaeriales; Sporocadaceae
Product: phosphatidylinositol N-acetylglucosaminyltransferase-domain-containing protein
Exons: 1
Coding region: 279-1781 (500 amino acids)
Biological process (GO): GPI anchor biosynthetic process
Cellular component (GO): membrane; glycosylphosphatidylinositol-N-acetylglucosaminyltransferase (GPI-GnT) complex
Source: RefSeq, a predicted model, not a curated record